Leishmania braziliensis MHOM/BR/75/M2904 is the source of this 957-nucleotide messenger RNA. Its product is annotated as putative ribonuclease H. The transcript has a single exon. Gene Ontology annotation, cellular component: ribonuclease H2 complex. Gene Ontology annotation, molecular function: RNA binding; RNA-DNA hybrid ribonuclease activity. The record is from RefSeq and is a predicted model, not a curated record. Lineage: Eukaryota; Euglenozoa; Kinetoplastea; Trypanosomatida; Trypanosomatidae. Gene Ontology annotation, biological process: mismatch repair; DNA replication, removal of RNA primer. Bases 1 to 957 code for a protein of 318 amino acids.
AUGACGGAUACGCCGUCUGCUCUCAGUGCGCGGGCGUCGGCGCGGCUCAGCGGUGCGAGACGCCCGCGCACGUCGCUGGUUGAGUUUUGCGUACAGGAUAUCAUGGAGUCGCUUAGCGUGGGCGAGGAUUACCUGAUAUUAGGCAUUGAUGAGGCAGGCCGAGGUCCCGUCAUUGGCCCCAUGGUAUACACCGGCGCCGUCAUUUCGCUCGGUGAGCACGACGACCUUGUGCGGCUGUGUCACGUGGCGGACAGUAAGAUACUCGAUGAGCGACACCGGCUCGCCUCCCUGCAGCAGCUGCGCCAACUCAAGACGUUCCGCUCCUUCACUGUGUGCGUCUCUCCCGAAGAAAUCUCGAGCACUAUGACAGGUCGCAGCGGCCGCAACUUGAAUACGCUGAGCCAUGAGACGGCUGUCCACAUUAUCUCCGAGGCAACGCUGGCCUCCGCCGGCAAGCUCUGUGCAGCGUACGUAGACACUGUCGGUCCGCCCGAUACGUAUCAGGCACGUCUGGCUGGCCGCUUUCCCCACCUACGCGUGACCGUUGCAAAGAAGGCCGACUCCAAGUUUCCAAUUGUAUCCGCGGCGUCUAUCGUUGCCAAGACGACGCGAGACACUGCGAUCCAGGAGCUUGGCGAGAACAUAGGCAGCGGGUACCCCAGUGACCCCCGCGCGAUAGCCUGGCUGCGGUCGCAUGUACAUCGCUUUUUCGUUUUUCGACACGUCUACGGCUAUGUCCGGCACUCGUGGGGACCUGUCGUGCAGCUCGCGAACGACCCGGCGGUUUGCGUGCCGGUUGUGUUUGAACAGGAUCUGGAUGAGGAGGCGGCGAGGCGGCUCGAGCGCGGCGGCGAUGGACGGCAGCAGAAGCUCAGCUUUGCAAAGCCUCCACCGAAGCGGCACAUGGUGUACACUCACUUGCUGAAACUGAAGUAUCCAACCAGCUUGGUGGAGUAG